Messenger RNA from Symbiodinium sp. CCMP2456, 2283 nucleotides. Lineage: Eukaryota; Dinophyceae; Suessiales; Symbiodiniaceae. The record is from the annotation of a GenBank genome assembly.
AUGCUGAGCCUUGCCUCGCAAAACGCACCAAACAAGGAGGAGUACAAGAAGAAGAAGGGUGCACUUUACACGGUUUCAGCUGUUGCUAGACAGCGUUGGAGGCAGUUCAAGCUUUCGGUUAUUCCGUUUGGCUCUUCCGUGACGGGACUCUGCGAAGGAAGUUCCGAUGUGGAUAUGGUGUUGUUUUUUCCAGAAGCUUGCCCAACCCCUCAUCAGGCGCUUCGUCGACUGCGGAAAGCGUUCAUGUCUCGACCCGACGUGAAGGUCUCCCUGGCUCUGCUGAGCGAGAAAACCAAGAGGCCACUUUUGUGUUUGGAUAUCCGGGGCGUGCGCUGUGAUCUUACGUGCCAGAAUGUGCUGCCAGUAUUUAACACGGCAUUGCUUCGAAGCUACGUCGAUCUUCUGCCUGAAAUCCCGGUGCUGUCCAUGGUCAUCAAGCGCUGGGCAAAGGCCUGCAAGAUUGGACAGGUACAAUCUGGAGCAAUUUCAUCUUACGCCUGGACGCUCAUGACGGUGUACUACCUUCAGGUCUGUCACGGCUUGCCUUCUCUUCACAUCUUGUGUCCAACCGGAGAUCUGCGUGCAGAAGGAACGGAGCCGACCAAGACCUUUGCCCUUGGUUUUGUGCAGAAUGCACAGAAGCAAGAACUGAAGCGUUGCCUGGGAGAUUUGCUGGGUGGCUUUUUUGAGUUUUUCUCGGAGCAGUUCGACUGGGGCAAUGAGGUGGUAUCCGUGAGAUUGGGGAAGCGAUUGCCAGCUAAAGACCCUGAGUUCUCGAUCCUGCCAAGGAAGCAGUUCAGAGGAUUCCGUGACAUCCUGAAGAUUGAAGACCCCAUUGAGAUCAGUCGCAACCUAAAUUUUGCAUUGUCAGAGAGGUCUUCGCGUCGGAUACGUGAACUGAUUUCGGGUGCCUGCAUUACGUUGAAGGGGGGGGGAUCUCUCGCAGAUCUCCUUCGGAGCCAGAAUGAAAUCGCCAUCAGUAAUUGUACGGCAGUGCAGGAGCAGUUUGCCAACUUCUCGCUUUAUCGUUUGCCUCCUGGUCGCACAGCUCGGUCGAUAACCAGAAGUCAGACGUCCGAAGCCAGGCAUCGCUGCCAGGAGUGCUUCCGCUGGCUUCCGAACAUGACCAGCCUGCAGCAACACCAGCAGGCCACCAAUCACUCGGGUAGCCUCCUCUUACGCUCCGUCCAGCCGGCAGCCGGCAUUUCCGGCAUUGCCGGCAUGCGUUCGCUUAGCUUCCAGGAGUUCCUGAAGUCCAAAAAGGAAGACACCGGUCGGGAGGCCAUGGGCCCACAAAAGAAGGUCAUGCGAAAUGAACUGGGUGAAGAGGUUGUGACAAGCAACGAAGACAUGCUAGCCGAAGCCGUUCGCGAUGGAACCUUGAAGGGCUUGGGGUUCGCAUCGCACCGUGAUGCCAAGCUGGAAAGAAUAAAAGUACAAGCUCUUGGAACUGAAAGUGAGCUCAAGGGUCUGAAGGAGCUUCCCAAGGAGCCGCUGAAAGGUGAGAUCAUGAAGUUGGAAGUGAAGGCAGAGGUGUAUUGCAAUGCCCACUUGGACCAGGUUUGUCGGAGCGAAACAAUCUUCAAGAGGUCAGCCUGGAAAGCAGACAUGAUCAACUUCUUGAUUCUCGCGGUGUCUGGCGAUGAUCGGAAGCAUCGCUGGCUGGGCUCUGGCGCCAAGUCGGCGCCGCUUCGGUCCCUCGUGCAAGAGUGGGCGCGAGCCCACAACGUCUCGGAGACGGGCGUAGCUCUGGAGAAGGACGGGGUCGAUCUUGAUCUGAGCAGAUCCGCCAGCGACUAUGCGUGGGAGAUGGACGAGGUGGAACUGUAUUCGUGGCCGACGAGGCAAGAGUACAUGGCACCGGAGGACAAGACCCUUGAGCCGAUAAGGAUGGAAGGUGCCCAAAGUACUGCAUCUUCGCUCAUGCAGGUGUCCAGCUCCACAAGGGAAAGACUGGAAAGUCGCUCCAAGAAAGCAGAAGAGAAGCCAGCGCAGGUCAAGUCCAAGCCCGAGACAAAGAAAGCUCCAGGUGCGGUCAAGCCGAAGCCCAAAGCUCGCUCAAGCGGCUUCAAAACUGCAGGUGCUGGGGACAAGGAGCCUCUUCCGAGCCCUGACGAGGAGAUCGAGUUUGUUCAGCAGAACCCCAAGAAGGCAGGCGGGAAGGGCUUCGAUCGCUACGAGCUGUACAAGAAGGCCAAAACCAUCGCUGAGGCCAUGGCGCUCGGGGCCGCCAAAGGGGACAUCCUCUUUGACUGGGAGCGCAAGUGGUUCAGACGAAAGUAA